AUGCCUACCGUUUCCGUGCCUAAGGACGAGUUCCUGCGCCGCCUUGGCGGCUCCCUGACACUCCCGGAGCUGGAAGAGCUGUGCUUCAGCUUCGGCGUCGAGUACGAGGAGUGUCUGUUGGAUGAUAACGGCAUAGAGGUGAUUAAGAUUGAGAUUCCUGCGAACAGUCGAAGUUCACUCGUCCGUACAUCUUCGCGGCAUGCCUGCGCGGCGUGA
Molecule: messenger RNA, 216 nt
Organism: Babesia ovata
Lineage: Eukaryota; Apicomplexa; Aconoidasida; Piroplasmida; Babesiidae
Product: phenylalanine tRNA beta subunit
Exons: 3
Coding region: 1-216 (71 amino acids)
Source: RefSeq, a predicted model, not a curated record